Molecule: messenger RNA, 4535 nt
Organism: Urocitellus parryii (Arctic ground squirrel)
Lineage: Eukaryota; Metazoa; Chordata; Mammalia; Rodentia; Sciuridae
Gene: Pknox1
Product: PBX/knotted 1 homeobox 1
Biological process (GO): regulation of DNA-templated transcription
Molecular function (GO): DNA binding
Source: RefSeq, a predicted model, not a curated record
UGACGGUUGGACGCGGGCGCGGCACUGCGGGUCCCGAUUGCUGCAGCCGCUUGUCAGUGUGAUGAAGAUUGGCACCCAGGCUAAGAAGCUGCUCUUUACCUGUCUACUUGUCCUGGGAUCUACAUCUCUGCUCCUCCAGGUGCUCAGGUGGGAAGCUCAGCCUGUUCUGGUCCCUUCCUUCCAUACUCCGGACUGCCCACAGGCCCCUUGGCUCACCUCUGUCUGGAUUCCCAGUGCCUACACCCCAACCCCAGCUCUCCUGGGCUCCAAAGAUAUCAUUUGCUUCUGUCUCAAGAUGAUUUGAUGUCUUAAAUAAAACUCUUUUGUCAACCAUGAUGGCCACACAGACGUUGAGUAUAGACAGCUAUCAAGAUGGGCAGCAAAUGCAAGUGGUAACAGAAUUAAARACGGAGCAAGAUCCAAACUGCUCUGAACCCGAUGCAGAAGGAGUGAGCCCUCCUCCUGUAGAGUCGCAGACCCCAAUGGACGCAGACAAGCAGGCCAUUUACAGGCAUCCACUGUUUCCACUAUUAGCUUUGUUGUUUGAAAAAUGUGAGCAGUCCACACAGGGCUCAGAAGGCACAACUUCUGCCAGUUUUGAUGUGGACAUUGAGAACUUCGUCAGAAAGCAAGAGAAGGAAGGGAAACCCUUCUUUUGUGAAGAUCCAGAAACUGACAACUUAAUGGUGAAAGCAAUCCAGGUCUUGCGUAUUCAUCUUCUUGAGCUGGAAAAAGUUAACGAACUUUGCAAAGAUUUCUGUAGUCGAUACAUUGCUUGUUUGAAGACGAAAAUGAACAGUGAGACUCUGUUGAGUGGAGAGCCUGGAAGUCCAUACUCGCCCGUGCAAUCCCAGCAGAUUCAAAGUGCCAUCACAGGCACACUCAGCCCACAGGGGAUCGUGGUUCCUGCCUCCGCCCUGCAACAGGGAAAUGUGACCAUGGCGACGGUGGCAGGAGGCACAGUGUACCAGCCUGUCACAGUCGUGACUCCACAAGGCCAAGUGGUCACACAGGCCUUGUCACCUGGGACAAUUAGGAUCCAGAACUCCCAGCUUCAGUUACAGUUGAACCAAGACCUCAGCAUCCUGCACCAAGAUGAUAGCUCAUCCAAGAGCAAGAGAGGUGUCCUGCCAAAGCAUGCCACCAGCGUGAUGCGGUCCUGGCUCUUUCAGCACAUAGGGCAUCCUUACCCAACAGAAGAUGAGAAGAAGCAGAUUGCCGCUCAGACAAACUUGACACUACUCCAAGUCAACAACUGGUUCAUCAAUGCCAGAAGACGAAUUCUCCAGCCAAUGUUGGAUUCCAGUUGUUCAGAGACCCCCAAAACAAAGAAAAAAACUGCUCAGAACAGGCCAGUCCAAAGGUUCUGGCCCGACUCCAUCGCGUCGGGAGUGGCACAGCCAGCGCCGAGCGAGCUCAGCAUGUCAGAAGGUGCCGUUGUGACCAUCACCACCCCUGUGAACAUGAACGUGGACAGCCUCCAGUCCCUGUCCUCAGAUGGGGCCACCCUGGCCGUGCAACAGGUCAUGAUGGCCGGGCAGAGUGAGGACGAGUCUGUGGACAGCACAGAGGACGACGGGGGUGCCCUGGCCCCCACCCACAUCGGCGGGCUGGUGCUGGAGAACAGCGACUCCCUGCAGUAGGAGCAGGCGCACCAGCUCGGGAGCCGGCACACCUGACUUUUUAUAGUUUGCACAGCAAACAUUUUACACAGUUUUAUUUCUAAUAUGUUUUAUAUGUAGAUAUAGAAGAGUGCACUUUUGUAUUUCAUAGUAAGCUUAAAGAGCGUCUUUGCCAGUGCAGCGACUUCUUUCAGAUGUGUGUGUGGGUUUUUAAAGAAAUUCUUUAAAGGUUUAACGCUAGAAAUGUGAUGAAUGACCCCCUGCCCCAAGUUUCUGAUUAGAUAAAGGAGUAGUGCUGCCAUUUUCUAAAAGAAUUCUUCAGUUGUAAUUCCGUUCUGUGGUUACUAGCAGGUCUUGGGGCUGCUCCGUUUGUGCAGCCCACGGACCUGAGAGAAGCUCUGCCUGAGACUGCCUUGUGCGGAGCAAGAACACUCAGCCGACUACGUGUGGUUUCAGAGUGAGUGGAUGGCAAUUUCAGCAAGUUUAAGUUCUCUCAUGGUCAGCGAGCCUGUUUCAUUUGCUAUAUAUAAAAAGAAACUCCUAUUUUUACCUUGCUGGAAUUAUUGGAUAAAAAGCUAUUUUUAUAAAUUCGUUAUGAAUUGGAUUAUGACUAUAUUGAGGAUAAAAUUUCUAGAGAAGGAACAAUAUGUGAUUAUAUUUCGAUUUCGAAUGUUCUGAAUUGCCCAAAUUGAAUGACCUGCCCACAGCUAGCUACCGUUGCACGGUCUCCUGCUCCCCAGGGGGUUUACGUUUACUGCUGAAAAGAAACAGCUCUAGUGGGGUUUUGAUAUCUCCAGAUUUGUGCUGAUAUGUCAUGCUCAGAUUGCAUCUUACACUUGACCUACACAAGUGUCUAAAGGUGUGUGCUAAGUAGGACUUCAGGUAAGUGAGGUGGAGUGUAGCCCUGAUCAGUUGAAAGCUCUCGCCCACGUAUUCCAGUCUGAUUUGAAUCUGACUUCAGUUACAUGGUUCCUUUACUGUGUUAACUGUAUUGUUUUAGAACUUUUUUAGUCAAAAUAUGUUAUGCAUAGAACGUGUAAUGUAAACUAGUGUAAAAAGUGCUCGACCCCACGGCUCAGAGCUGGGGUGCAUAGGAAACAUCCAGGCCGCCUUAUGCAAUUGGCAACAUCCGCAAAGCCACGCAGUGACCUGAAUUGUGACAGGUCGGGACAGCGCACCCCGUGGCUCACCUGUGGGCCUUGGUCCCUGUUGUUGGCAUCCUGUCGUUGUGUGUUGCUUCAGAGUUCCCAGAGCCCUCCCACCUCACCUGAUCACAUGGGUGUGGGAUGAUUCGGGGACUUCCAUUUCCUGGUGAUGAUAAAUUAAGAGUUGGUGGCUUUUGUUCUUUGGCAUGAUUUGGUUUGACUUAGAAAUGGAGACUUUUCCUCAGAGAGAACCAGCCACCUGCCUCAUGUAGUGUCUUCUUGUCAUCCUAGAUGGGUGCCCAGAGCUCAUCUGCUGACCAGGGCAGCUGCGGCUGGCACUGCCUCCAGUUCUUGAGAUCCAGCAAUGUGAUUGGUUAAGGACCAAGACUACACUGAGGACACUUUUAGCUAAUGCAGAUUUUCCUAGAACUGACCACCCCGACUCCGCCACCCAGUUGUGUUAGAGUCAGCCAUGGGGGAGUAUGUCCUGGACAACCUAUGUCAGCAAGAAGCACAGAGGUUUCUUUAAAACUUUUUUAAGAGCUUCAACUAAAAGAAAAACUUGAUUAUUAACUCUUUUGGGGAGAAUAACAUUUUAAAGCUGCCAUGGAAUUCUUUCUUUUCUUCUUAUAGUGUUUUAAGUCAGGUCUGCACACACUUAAGAGAUUAUUUUAACUUUCCUUAAGUGCCAGCAUUGCUGGACUUGGUACAACUUGGACCUUGGGAACCACCAGCCUUCUUCCUUCCUCCUGCCCUGACUCCCUGAGGCCCUCAGCUGCCCCGCUCUUUGGCAGAGCAGGGAACAUAUUCACAGAAUGGGGACUCCUGCAGAGGGCAUGGUUUCUUCCCCACAGAAACCACGGUCCCACACGUGGUGGGUUGAGUCUGAGAGGUGGGGUGAGCCAUGUCUGCGCGGAGGCCUCAUGUCGGGCUGCUCUAGCUGAGGGCUGAAUAUCCCGCUGAAGGACACCGUAUACAUUCUGUCCAGCUGAAAUUGGUUUCCUUCACCCCUAAGCUUCACUUGCUAAGUUCAGAGGAUUAGAAAGAGGGCACUUAAGGUUGUAACCUGGGUUUCCUUCACCCUUUUCAUAAGAACUGAGGUUGUUUUGAGUAACUUCCAUCUGGCAAGCUGUUCUGGUUCCUAAAAUCACCACCCAGCUUUAUGUGUUAUCAGUUUGCACCUUAGAAACACUGGUUUCCUAGCCCUCGGUUGGUGGAGAGUAUCUGAAAGUGCAUCCACUCGAGCUUUCAUUUUAAAUGGUCAGACUGGAUCCCAACUUGGUUCUUGUUAAAUUCCUCACUGUGGUGGAGCCUUUGGAAUGUGCCCGAGACACGCAGUGAGCCUGCCGAUCCUGCUGUCGCUGCUGAGCAGAAGCUGGACUGGCUGCUGUACAGCAAGCUCCAUCUGGCGGGCUCAGCGCUCCAUUUUUAAAUCCCAGAUGGUCAAAUCAGUAUGAGCACCUGUCCAGCACGCGGAGUGGCCGUUAUGGCCAAGGCCGCAGGGCGUUCUCUGGGUAACCUUGAGUGGGGGAGCAAGGGAGCUUCCUCCUGUGGACAAGUGCGGCGUGCCAGCAGGUGUGCGCUGUCCCCAAGGACAUCUCUGGCUGUCGGUGACACCACUAACUCAGCAACCUGCCUUUUUUAGUUAUGUUCGGUCUUUGAAACUGACAAUCUUUAAAAUGUGAAUACUGUAACAAUAUGUUUUCUUGGAUUGUUGUCUUUAAAAAGGAUUUUUGUGAAGCAAUUGAUUUAUCAAAGCAAAAAAUUA